CUACAUUUAAUAAUUGAAAUUAGGACUUAAUGAAUGAAUUCUAAAAAUAUCAUUUUAAUUACAAUAAUCCAAUUAAUGAUAUUAUUUGGACAUUUCUAUUAAUAAUAAUAAUUGUGUGCACUUUUAAAGUGAGAUCACAUAUUAUGGACAAAAUGAGUGAAGUGACAGAGAAUGUGAAUAACAAUAACAUUCAUGUCUAUGAAAAAGUAAAAGUCGUGUUUUUGGGCGAACAGAGUGUCGGAAAGACGUCUCUUAUUACUCGCUUUAUGUACGACUCGUUUGAGACUUCAUAUCAGGCGACCAUCGGUAUUGAUUUCUUGUCGAAAGUGAUGUCCACUCCGGACAGGACUAUAAGACUUCAGUUGUGGGACACCGCAGGACAGGAGCGCUUCAGGAGUUUGAUUCCCAGCUAUAUUAGGGACUCCGGAGUUGCUGUCAUUAUAUACGAUAUAACGAAUUUACAAACUUUCAAUCAGUUGGCGAAGUGGGUGACUGACGUGAGGGCCCAGAGGGGCGAUAAGGCGCUCAUCAUAAUUGUGGCCAAUAAGACAGAUCUCAAUGACAAACGACAAGUGAGUGUCGGUGUAGGGGAGGCCAGAGCUCGGGAACUGAAUGUACUGUUUAUGGAGACGAGCGCUAAGACGGGAUUCAAUGUGAAGAAGUUGUUCAGGAAAAUAGCCGACGAUUUGCCUAAACAGCCAAAUGAUGACAGUCUUCGCAAAGAGUUUGAGGUCAGACUCACUCAUAAUAGUCCUAUGAUUGCCAGUCCCACCAAACAGUGCUCGUAUUGCUAAUAAAUUAUCCAUUUUUUAAAUAACAAAUUUCCAU
Oppiella nova is the source of this 828-nucleotide messenger RNA. The record is from the annotation of a GenBank genome assembly. Lineage: Eukaryota; Metazoa; Arthropoda; Arachnida; Sarcoptiformes; Oppiidae.